Propithecus coquereli (Coquerel's sifaka) is the source of this 2519-nucleotide messenger RNA. It is a transcript of the gene PARVA, whose product is annotated as parvin, alpha. The record is from RefSeq and is a predicted model, not a curated record. The transcript has 13 exons. The coding region runs from base 244 to 1362 and encodes 372 amino acids. Gene Ontology annotation, biological process: substrate adhesion-dependent cell spreading; establishment or maintenance of cell polarity; cilium assembly. Lineage: Eukaryota; Metazoa; Chordata; Mammalia; Primates; Indriidae. Gene Ontology annotation, cellular component: actin cytoskeleton; cytoplasm; focal adhesion. Gene Ontology annotation, molecular function: actin binding.
UGCUCCGGGCAGCCCAGGGGCGCAGGCCGGGGCGCGGCCCCGAGAGCGCAGCGCCUUCCAGGGCGGAGGGCGGCGCGAGGGAGGGAGCGAGGGAAGGGAAAGGCGAGCGUGAGCUGCCUCAAAUGCUUGGAAUAAUUCCGCUUCCGUUUGGAAAGCCGCAGCCUCAGUCCCGCCGCCGCCCGCCGCGUCCGCCCAGCGCCUGCUCCGCGUCCCGACCGGCCCGCGGCUGCCCGCGCCGCUGCCAUGGCCACCUCCCCGCAGAAGUCGCCCUCAGCCCCCAAGUCCCCCACUCCCAAGUCGCCCCCUUCCCGCAAGAAAGAUGACUCCUUCUUGGGGAAACUCGGAGGAACUCUGGCCCGGAGGAAGAAAGCCAAGGAGGUCUCUGAGCUUCAGGAGGAGGGAAUGAAUGCCAUCAACCUGCCCCUCAGCCCGAUCCCCUUUGAGCUGGACCCCGAGGACACGAUGCUGGAGGAGAAUGAAGUACGAACGAUGGUGGAUCCAAACUCACGCAGUGACCCCAAACUUCAAGAACUGAUGAAGGUAUUAAUUGACUGGAUUAAUGAUGUGUUGGUUGGAGAAAGAAUCAUCGUGAAAGACUUGGCUGAAGAUUUAUAUGAUGGACAAGUCCUGCAGAAGCUUUUCGAGAAACUGGAGUGUGAGAAGCUGAAUGUUGCUGAGGUCACCCAGUCAGAGAUUGCUCAGAAGCAGAAACUGCAGACCGUCCUGGAGAAGAUCAACGAAACCCUGAAACUUCCUCCCAGGAGUAUCAAGUGGAACGUGGACUCUGUUCAUGCCAAGAGCCUGGUGGCCAUCUUGCAUCUGCUUGUUGCUCUCUCUCAGUAUUUCCGGGCACCAAUCCGACUCCCAGACCAUGUUUCCAUCCAAGUGGUUGUGGUCCAGAAACGAGAAGGAAUCCUCCAGUCUCGGCAAAUCCAAGAGGAAAUAACUGGUAACACAGAGGCUCUUUCCGGGAGGCAUGAGCGUGAUGCCUUUGACACCUUGUUCGACCACGCCCCAGACAAACUCAACGUAGUGAAAAAGACGCUCAUCACUUUCGUGAACAAGCACCUGAAUAAGCUGAACCUGGAGGUCACAGAACUGGAAACCCAGUUUGCAGACGGCGUGUACCUGGUACUGCUCAUGGGCCUCCUGGAGGGCUACUUCGUGCCCCUGCACAGCUUCUUCCUGACUCCAGACAGCUUUGAACAAAAGGUCUUGAAUGUCUCCUUUGCCUUUGAGCUCAUGCAAGAUGGAGGGUUGGAAAAGCCAAAGCCACGGCCAGAAGACAUCGUCAACUGUGACCUGAAAUCCACACUGCGAGUGCUGUACAACCUCUUCACCAAGUACCGGAACGUGGAGUGAGGGGCUGCCAGAAGUUCUCACUAUCGACAGACUGUACCACCCUCCAAACUGCCUUAACCUGCUUGCUCCUGUCUCUUGCUCUGUGCCCUCCCACAAGUCCAGCUACAACCCAGAGAGAGUGGGAAUCGAAAUUAGGAAGGAGGGAAACGAUCACCAACUCAGCGAGCUGACCCACACACCUCCCAGAUCCUGAGGACUGACCCAGCAAUGAAACUUGGGAAGGUUGUCCCCAUCCCGGCGCCAGGUCCAGAUUUCCCUCUGUGUUUUGGGAACCGGCUUAGGCAAAAGAGAGUCCCCAGAAGAUGAAAAUAAAGAUCAGAGUUGCCACAUAAUGGCUGUAAACUACGUGCCAGGCACCACAGCAAGUUCUCUGAUGUACUCAAGCUCAUUAAGCCUCAAGACGCCCUUGGAAGUAGGUGUUAUAAUCCCCUUUUACAGAUGAGGAAAUUAAGGCCCAGAGGUUAACUGACUUGCCAGAAGCUGGCAUUUUUUUCCCUCUUUGAACAACAUAUUUACUAAUAACUAGCUAAUUACAUCACAUUCUUCGCACGUUCGAAAGUUCUGUGUGUACGUGCACGCCAGUGCCUGUGCAGGUACACACCUGGGUCUGAACAGACAGGAACCCACUGAUCUCACCACUAGGGCAGGCUAGGUCAGGACUCAGUGAUUCACGCUGAAAUUGGCAAAUUGAAUUUGACCCAGUUAAUAAUGUGUGUGUGUGGCAGAGUCAUGUCCCUCAAAUCCUUUGUACAAAUGAAAAUUACUUUUAAUUCCUUCAGAUUUGUAAUAACCUCAUACUCUGGUUCCAGGGUGACAUUUGGAAAGGAUUCUGUUUAGAAUUAAUGGAGUGGCACAUUUUGCAGCCUUUUUGCUUGAUUGCAUGUAAUGGAAAUGCCCUAUAUUUUCCUGCAAAAUAAGUACUAAAUUCAUUAUCGUUAAGCAAAUGUACAAUAUACUCAGGCACCGCAGGGAGCUGGGCACGAGCCCAUAUGAGCAUCGCUUGGGAAGUAGGCCUCUUCAACAGGGACCCUUGAACUUUAAAGAAAAGAACUCCUUUUUGCCUUCUAAUUGAUCAUUUAGACUAUUCUGGCUAAGUCUGCCCACAUGCAAUUACCGGCUAAUUCAGGCGAGGAAAAAUGUAAGUCAUUUAGACCAAA